AUGGAGAUCGUUUGGCAAGCAUCUGGUGGUCCGGCCAGAAAACGUGUUUCCCAAGCAUGCCAAAACUGCCGCGCACGGAAGAAGAGAUGCUACCAUGCUGAGCCGCCGGAGGGUAGUGGGAAAAAUGCAAGCCCUGUGGACGUAACGGAGCCGCAUUCGCCCCCUGCCACUCGCGAGCCCAGUUCAAGCCCAGGCCGAGUAAGCCCUUACAACCCCGAGUCUGUUCUGGAAGACUUGUCAGAAAACCCAAACCCUACAUCAACUCCAAAACAGUCGAAUUUGUGCCCCAGGCAUUCGCAACCCAGGCUGGAGAGUGUCAUGCAACGUACCACAGAAGUGGUGACAACUGAGGCAUCAACCGACAGAGCCCAGCGACUACUGUUCUGGCAUCGGAAACAAAGGAAACGAGCCGCUUCACCCCACUUAUCCGAACACUAUCGACGAUAUCUGGAGGAUGUUGGCGCAUUCCUCGUGCUCCCAAAGUCGACAACGGACGCUCUGUUGCCGAUUUAUACGGCGUCCUUGGACGAUCUCAUUCCUAUCAUGGACGGCGCAAGUGUUGUACGUGAUCAGAGUAACGGGCAAUCUUCCAACUACCUCGUAAGAGCGAUAUGUCUUGUUGUUUGCAAGAGCAAACAAGCUUCGCCAUUCUUACAAUUAGUCGAAGGUGGUCCGAUUCUCGAACCUUUGGAGUUUGCGUCCAAGUUGUUGGAGGGACUUGAUGCUGCAGUUAAAGCAAACCUAGAACCAGACCGAGUGACAAAGAUUCAAAUCCUCACGUUGAUGCACUUGCAUAAUGAUGGGCUGGCUGGAGUAGACCGGUCUUCCAGUUACCUGUCACAGGCCAUUUGCGAAGCGUGGUCAAUCUCCUUACAUCUUAAAGUCCCUGGAAGUCCUGAACAAAAACGCUGCGACUUUCUUUGGUGGACGCUCAGAAACUUUGACCGAUUGAACAAGCCGAUCAUGGCGGCUGCACCCUUUAUGAUUGAUGAUACCGACGUGGCUGUCGAUCGUAUCAGUCCGAGAGAAGAUGACUACCGUUCUCAAGUAAUGUCAAUUUCUUUGACACUAGGGGACCUGAUGACUACAGCAACUCGAGUUUAUAAAGCUAGCUCCAAGGCAACUGUUGACUUAUGCGACGACUUCCCAUCACUUUCUGAGCUCACUUCAGGCACUGCUUUUGAGCGAUUCCACAGAUCCCACGCAGCUUAUCUCGAGAUUUGGUAUCAUGUCGCCGCCAUGCUGUCGUGCCGCUACAGCGGGCCAGGCAGGCCUCAGUAUUCCAGACGUCUAGCAUCCGCUGAUAGAGUAAUCAGCAUCAUUUCACAGGAGGGUUCGGAAAGACUUCCGCCACUUCCACUCAUACCCUAUGCAAUUUCAAUGGCCACAACCGUAAUCUAUCGUGCAUUGCGAGACGAAAGACGCAAUACCUCCAAAGCAUGCGAGGACCUUGGUCUUUGCUGCAAUGCCCUGGAGAUUUUGUCUGAGCGAUGGACAAGCGUCAAGGGUGUGGCGCGGCUGGCAAAGAGAUUAUUGAGGUUCAUUGAUCGAGGAAUAACUCAGGUGCAGCUGGGAGACAAAAACGAAUGUCUCUGCAGGGACUGCGGGUCUCACGGAACAGCAGUCUCGGCUGUAAGCAGGCCACUGGAGAUAGCCCCAGAGGGCCGUAAUGAGACAGUCCAUAUCCUGCAACCGACCACACCAAUACCCUGCUUGGUAGAUAGCAGCCAAACUCUACACCAAGAGAACGGAGCAGGCAUAGAUCAACUUGUGCAGCUACAACCCGGCGACUCUUGGGAAAACUUUGAUGUAUCGUACACUCAGCUUGAUAGGGCAUUUCACGAUAUGUUUGACGAUGGGAUGCCAGAUGUUUUUCGGGAUCCAGCGGCAUGGGAUUUUAUUGAAGUACCAAACGAAGCAUAUAGCCAUUGGUCGACGCAAUAA
Colletotrichum truncatum is the source of this 1944-nucleotide messenger RNA. RefSeq lists its product as uncharacterized. Lineage: Eukaryota; Fungi; Ascomycota; Sordariomycetes; Glomerellales; Glomerellaceae. The record is from RefSeq and is a predicted model, not a curated record.